CUUGACAAGAUCAUAGGCGAUUCCAGAUGCUGUACCCCUGAUAUAAUGGAAGAGCUUGAAAGAUAUGUAGAAAGUUACAAAUAAACUAGAAGAAAGAAGCCAAGAGAUUAUCAAUCCGGUCCAAAAAGAGUUGAAGAAUAGCGAUAUGAGGAAAGAUCUCUUAAUAAAAUCUGAAAAAAUACUCAGAAAGCUCAAGAAGAGACAUAAGGAGUUCAUUGAAUCUUAUGUGUAUACAGAAACAUCCAUAAAUCUGUACAAGGGCCUCAACUGCAGCUAUUAUUUUGGAUUAGACCAGCACGAGAGGAUCCUAACUUUGCUCGGAGUCCCUGUAGAAAUCCAUGGAAUAAGAGCACAUAGGGAUGUACUACACGAUUUAUUUGAAAGAGUUGAGAAAUGUGAAGAAGAAGAAAAGAAGCUAAAAGAGACUUAUCAAGAAGAUAAGAAUGAAAGUGUUAACUACAGUGGUUUCUCAAGAAAAGAUAAUAAACAAAGUUACAGAGAUGAUGAAGAAUGCAAAGAUUUAGAAUCAUGCUUCGAUGUCUGCAGCAAUAUUGACAGCCUUAAUGAAACCCAAUCGUUUAUUUCUCAAAAUGAACUCUCUGAAGAAGUUCUUGAGAAGAAGAACGCCAAAAUCGCAAAACUUAGAGAAAAGAAUAUCUUACUGAGAGAAAAGCUCAGGAGCCAGAAAGAGCAGAUAAGGCAGAACGAAGCCUUACAAAAACAAAUAGAAAGUCUCAAGGAAGAAAAAGAUAGAGUGUAUAAACGUCUCAGACAAGCUGAGGAAACUGAGAGAUACCAAUCUAGCCAAAUCGACAGGCUUAGCACAACCCUAGAGAUGAAAGAUAAAACUAUUUCCCAACUCAGGUUCGAAAACCAGCAGAAAGAUCCAAGCCCUAAAAAGAACCAGAACUUAGCUCAAGACGAUAGUAAUGAAAAAGAUGAAAUGCUACUUUCCCUGGCCAAGAUCUUAAGCUUAGGAGAUGCUGAGUCUUCUCAAAAUUCUUCUCUGAUACCACAAAAUUUAGCUGGAAGGGACUCAGAAGUCUUUAGAAAGGGUUCGAAGACUCACAGAUCUAAAAAAAUAGUAGACCCCAAAGAAGAAUCUAAAGAAGAGACCAAAGAAAGCUCUAUUUUCUCAUUUUCUUCUUCUCAAGAAAGCAGCAGAUCCCCUUCCCCUCAAAAAGACUCCCUCGACAUAGAUAACCUCAAUACCCCUGAAGAAAUAGAAUCUGUUCUAACUUCAAACAAACCCCUCACCGACGACCAAAGAUUCGACCUCAUGACAAAACUCACAAUCCUCAAAACCAAGAAAGGCUACCUCGCUUCCCUUCCCAAAUAACCCACAGAACCCAAAUAUCCCUCCCUAACAUUCCU
This is a messenger RNA of Moneuplotes crassus, 1374 nucleotides long. The record is from the annotation of a GenBank genome assembly. Lineage: Eukaryota; Ciliophora; Spirotrichea; Euplotida; Euplotidae.